AUGGCUUUCAAAGGGUACCCCCAAUUCAUUCUACUGGGCGAUUCCAUUGUUCAAUUCUCAAGUCAUCUGCGGGAUGGCUUUUCCUUUACUGCGGGUCUAGAAGAACAUUGUUCUAGGCGGCUCCAGAUAAUAAACCAUGGGUUGAGCGGGUAUAACACCGAUAAUGCUCUUGAGAUUCAUCGGCACCUCGUCCCAGAUCCAAUCACUGCAAAGGUUCCCUAUCUGCUCGUCCUGUUCGGUGCGAAUGAUGCAUGCCUACCGGAUGGUCCCACGGGUCAACAUGUUCCAUUGGAAAGUUACAAGAAAAACAUUGAAAUCCUUCUCCAAAACUGGAGUUCCAUAGCACAACGCCCCACGAUUUUACUGGUUACACCACCGCCUAUCAACGAAGUUCAGCUUGAGGAACAAGACCUCCAGAAGGGGUAUUCUUCUCUUACGCGAUCACAGGAUAACACAGCCAAAUAUGCAGCUGCAGUUAGAGAAAUCGCCGAUGAAUGGAAAGAUCGAAAUGUGGUAUUGGUCGAUCUAUGGAAGGCUAUUAUGGUUAAAGCAGUACAGAUGAGUCCAGAUAAUACUGGCAACCUAGAAACGAUUGGCACCAAACGUGCUGGAGAUGAUAAAGCUAUGAGGGCACUUCUCACCGAUGGUCUUCAUCUUUCUAGUGACGGAUACAGAGUAUUCUUGAACGAAGUUAUACCAUUGGUUGGAAAAGAGUGGAAAGAAGAGCCCUUGGAUAGCCCCAGCUGGGUAUUUCCACACUGGACAGUAGCUCCUAAAUUCAGUCAUUAA
Botrytis fragariae is the source of this 789-nucleotide messenger RNA. RefSeq names its product putative gdsl lipase acylhydrolase family protein. The transcript is spliced from 4 exons. The record is from RefSeq and is a predicted model, not a curated record. The coding region runs from base 1 to 789 and encodes 262 amino acids. NCBI's taxonomy places the organism in Eukaryota, Fungi, Ascomycota, Leotiomycetes, Helotiales, Sclerotiniaceae.